AUGCUCAACCACCAGAUCACCAGUCUACCUCCUGAUGGCACUCCCUAUAUCCCAUCUGCUGCUGAAGCAAUCUUCUAUUAUUAUGGCCUACCAUCUAAGCCACGCCUUAUCGCCCGUUCUAGUUCGGAUGUCUGGAUGCAGCCAACAGGUGCUGAAGCCUACUUGGAACUCAAGGAGUUGACCCCUCUUGGUGUUCACCCUCUUGAUACUGUCUGGGAGGAUACUGUAGGUCCUGCUAUUGAUCUGUAUUUCCAGGAAAAGGGGGUUCAGUGUACCAGCAUGAACCCACUUCGCAUUGGGAUAGUUGGCCAAUCUUCUCCUCCUGCCAUUAUUUUCAUAGGAGUUAACCCCGGCUCUCUUUCUCAUGAGCUUGGCAUUGAGGUGGCUGUCCAUUGUCGCAAUAUUCUCAUCCAGAAUGGCAUAGAUGACGUUCAUGUCGAAAUUCGUGACUCCGAGUUUACUCAAGCUGCAAUGUUAUACAAGCCUGCCAUCAGCGCCAAUCCUGCCGCCAUGCUCCGUGAGCCGUUCUCUACGUCUCUUGGCCUCUCUAUCUGCGGUGCAAAGACCACCAACUUUGAAGGAACUGGUGGUCUCUUCUUUGUCGACUCUGCCAAACCUGGCAUCCUCUAUCUCCUUACUGCUAGACAUGUCUUGUUUCCCCCCAAUAAGGAACAAAACAAGCUCUACAGGUAUUGCAACAGCACUGGUGCGCCUCGCAGAAAUGUCAUGCUGUUGGGUGAAGCCACCUUCAAUGCUCGACUUGAGGACAUCAAGGCCGCAAUCGAUGGCAAGAACCACGUCAUAGAUACACUCAACAUGCGUUUGAAACUCGCUAAUGAGAUGAAGAGUAAGGAUGAUGCUGCAGCAGAGCGGAGAUCGAUAAAGCUGAAGAUGGAUGAGGUAAACGAGGCGAUCAAAGCGUUCGAGGACUUACUUGCCGACGUCGUCAGAGAUUGGCAGGAGGAAGAAAACCGCAUCAUUGGCCAUGUUGUCUUGUCACCACCCAUUCGUCCCAACUAUGGUAAAGAUGGUUUUACCGAGGAUUGGGCAGUUGUUGAGGUGCACCCCACGAAAAUUGCCAGGCUGAACUUCAUUGGCAACGCUAUUGACCUUGGCUAUGUUGAGAUCAGCGAGCUUUUUGCAUGGAUGUACCCUCAAACUGCCAACCCAAGUUCAUUCAAGUAUCCUGGUGAUCGUCUUCUGAAGUGUUUCGGGACCGUCACAGACCAGGAGAUGUUCAAGCCUGAUCCAAAGAACACAGACCACAACGACCCAGCCAUCAUGGUCCUGAAAAACGGCAACACGUCCAAAUUCACCGUUGGCCGCCUAAACACCAUCCGGGCUUUCGUUCGAGUAUACGGUAAUGGCAUAGCAAAUGAGAUGUCGAAGGAGGUAUGCGUAUUGCCCCGUAACCCGAAAUCUGGCCCAUUCUCCGUGUGUGGAGACUCUGGGUCUGUGGUCAUCGACGGUAUCGGCAGGAUUUGUGGCAUACUCACCGGUGGAGUUCAAGGAACCACUGACGUCUCUGACUGCACCUUCAUCACCUCCAUCAACUUUCUCCUCAAACGCUUGGCAGCGUUUGGUAUCAAGGCCAAUAUUUUCCCCUUGCCGACAGAUCUCUAG
Messenger RNA from Fibroporia radiculosa, 1623 nucleotides. RefSeq lists its product as uncharacterized. The transcript has a single exon. The coding region runs from base 1 to 1623 and encodes 540 amino acids. NCBI's taxonomy places the organism in Eukaryota, Fungi, Basidiomycota, Agaricomycetes, Polyporales, Fibroporiaceae. The record is from RefSeq and is a predicted model, not a curated record.